AGAGGCAGGCCGGCCUCCUAGUAGGAAAUGAGACAGAGUAGGAAUAACACUUUAUAAGCCUGACGCCCUCUUCCUCCUCUCUCCUGGCCUCCUUCCAUCCUCCUUCGUUCCCAGACAGCCUUCACUCUUCUUUCCCCUAGGCUGCAGCCAGCCGGAGCCCUCAGUCAACCAGAGCCUGGAGACCAAGCUGGGUCAGGAAUCUCAGCCUCAGGAUGUUGACAACACUGCUGCCACUGCUGUUCCUGUCCGGCUGGGCCGUUUGUAGUCAGGGAGCCUCAGAUGGCCGGCGGAGCCUCCACAUCGUGCAGUUCGCCUACUUUCGCGACCCCUUCCACGUGUGGUACCGCGGCAACGCGUCACUGCUUGGGCAUCCGACGCACGUGUUGGAAGGCACUGACACCAACUUCACGAUCCUCCAGCUGCAGCCCCUGCAGGAGCCAGAGAGCUGGGAGCGUACCGAGCGAGGCCUGAAGGACUACCUGCGAGAUUUCCACGGCACCGUGCGGCUGGUGCACAAAGAGCGGAGCUUGGCCUUUCCUCUGACAAUUCGCUGCUUCCUGGGCUGUGAGCUGCCUCCCGAGGACUCCAAAGCCCACAUCUUCUUUGAGGUGACUAUGAAUGGGAGCUCCUUUGCGAGUUUCCAGCCAGAGACAGCCUCAUGGGUGGCUCCGUCCCAGACACAUUCCAAAGUGGCCAACUACACCCUGAAAUUGCUCAACACCUACAAUCGUACUCGGUAUGAACUACUGGAAUUCCUCCAGGACACCUGUGUGGAGUAUGUGCAGGAACACACCGUGGACAACUUAAAAGGGAGACAAACAGGCCACUCCUACACUUCGCUGGUCCUGGGCAUCUUGGUGGGCAGCUUCAUCAUCACCGGUGUGGCUGUGGGCAUCUUCCUGUGCGCAGGUGGACGGCGCUGUUAAUUACUCUCCAGUCCCCUCUGAGAAAGGGCUGGACUGAUGGGGGCUGGCAAGGGACUGUCUCAGCUCACUACAAAGCCAGACUCCCCAGUUGGGACACAAUAUUCCAGAAGAUUUGGAGUAGAAGUUCCUUUCUUCUCCCAGCUGACUCACCAUGGGAUUUGAUGUGGGGGAGAGGCUAGGUGGGCAGAGUGUUUAGUUUGCUAAGAACCUAAGAACUUGCAUACUUUGCUGAAUUCGUCUGAGAAGUGAAUACUUACCUAUCUUUGUGGAAAACAGAUGAUGGAGAUGGGGCAGGAGGGUCUAUGGCCCAUCCUCCAAAAACGGACAGAAUCACCUGAGACAUUGAAAAUACAACCAAAUAAAACAAACCAUUCAUAAUCAAAA
Loxodonta africana (African savanna elephant) is the source of this 1310-nucleotide messenger RNA. RefSeq names its product protein C receptor (gene PROCR). Bases 213 to 926 code for a protein of 237 amino acids. The transcript is spliced from 4 exons. Lineage: Eukaryota; Metazoa; Chordata; Mammalia; Proboscidea; Elephantidae. Gene Ontology annotation, molecular function: signaling receptor activity. Gene Ontology annotation, biological process: negative regulation of coagulation. The record is from RefSeq and is a predicted model, not a curated record.